AUGUUCGGACGAUUCGGCGCCCCGAGGGGAUUCACCGCGAGUUAUCGCGUCUACCCCGUGAGCUUCAUCGACCGCCCGCAGGUGGAGCUCGGAGACAAGGCGAUCAUGCCCCCGAGCGCGCUGGAGCGGUUGACUCGAAUGCAGAUCGAUGAGUUCCCGAUGACGUUCGAGGUUGAGAACGCGAAGCGUGGACGGAAGACGCACUGUGGGGUGCUUGAGUUCGUCGCGGACGAGGGCGUGGUGUACCUGCCGUACUGGAUGAUGCAAAAUUUGUUACUGGAGGAGGGGGACGUGGUGAAGUUUACGUACGCGUCGCCGCCGAAGGGUACGUACGUGAAAUUACAGCCGCAGACGAAGGAUUUCUUGGACAUCUCGAACCCGAAGGCGGUGUUGGAGAUGACGUUGAGGAAUUACACCUGUCUCACGGUCGGGGAUACGUUCGUUAUUCAUUACAAUAACAAGAAGUAUUACAUGGAUGUGGUGGAGGCAAAACCGGGAGACGCCAUCGGAGUCGUGGACACCGAUUGCGAGGUCGAUUUCGCGCCUCCGUUGGAUUACGUCGACCCUUACGGUCCCGAUAACACGAAAUUUGAGGAUACAAACUCCGGGGCGAUCAACGCGCCGAAGAAGGAGGAAGUCGCGGGUGACGACGCCGGCGCGUCCACGUCGGGCGCUGAGACGAGCGUGGAACCAAAGACAAAGACUUUCCUGGCGUUCGCGGGCGGUGGACGCCGAUUGGACGGCAAGUCUAUCUCCGAGAUCGCUCCGGUGGAGGUGGAGAUUCCCACGACGUCGCUUCGCGUGACCAAGGAGUGGCAACAACUUCGUCAGGGCGGCGUCCUCGGCGGAGAGACGAGCAAGGAACCCGAGCAGCCCAAUCCGGACGGCGACAUCGACCGCAAGCGCAGCGGCAAGGUUGUUUUCGGCGGCGCGCGCGCGGCCGCAAUCGCGCGCAAGAAGGAAAAGGCGGCGGCGGCGAAAAAAGACGAUGCGCCCGAAAAGAGCGACGCCAAGCCGACGUCCUCGUUUGAAGCCUUCAAGGGCACCGGGAACAAGCUGCGAUGA
Ostreococcus tauri is the source of this 1065-nucleotide messenger RNA. RefSeq names its product Ubiquitin fusion degradation protein UFD1. The record is from RefSeq and is a predicted model, not a curated record. Gene Ontology annotation, molecular function: polyubiquitin modification-dependent protein binding. Gene Ontology annotation, cellular component: VCP-NPL4-UFD1 AAA ATPase complex. The transcript has a single exon. Lineage: Eukaryota; Viridiplantae; Chlorophyta; Mamiellophyceae; Mamiellales; Bathycoccaceae. The coding region runs from base 1 to 1065 and encodes 354 amino acids.